AUGACGGCGGAGAAAGGCCCCAGUAUUACGCUCCGUCUGCAGCGGCUCUACGAGUCCGUGACGGCGGCGAUAGAAGAAGAUGCCAGAGCUGAUUUUCAGCACGCAACUCCAUCAUCAACGUUGAUGAUGGACGUUGCGCAGGACUACAGCAGCAUCCUGGGCGAUGCCGCCUCACUGGCGGUCGUGCCCGAUUCCUCUGUGGUGAUCUACGAAGCCCUUCGUGUGGCCUCCUGCUUGUUAGCGUUUGAGAGCCACGGUGUUCGCGGCACGUCCGCCGCCACGGAGACGGUGGCGGCGUUCAUUGCGUACGCUUUGGAAGGCAUAGAGCGUUUGGUCACGCUACUUCCCAGCAACGAAGAUCUGCCGCUGCCGAAGCCGUCGCGGGAGAAAUUAAUCGCAGUGGUGUGUCUGCUGCUGUACCCCGCCGCGCAGCAGCAGUCCGAGCCCGACCGCGCUGCGUCAUCCAACUCACAUCCUUCAAGUGGCGGCGAUGCGGUUGCAGGCGUCUCACGACCCCAGCAUGCAUGGAGGGAUCGCCGGCUUUUGUGUGCUCGCCUGCUAACUGAGUGCGGGUUGCCUCGUUGCAGGGACAUGGAGGAGCUUCUUUCGUCGUCCUGCGUCUACGGCAGUUUGCUGCAGCAGUUUCUUCUUCAGACACUACAAAGAGAGUUUACCAUGAUGCGACGCCACGCGAGCGGUUUACUGACCGCUUUAAACGGCAUCACCGAUGAGUUUGCAGACGAAGCAGGCACUAGCGGCAGCGGCGGCUGUGACGAAAAACGUUUUUAUUAUUACGCCAUUCUCUCCGCGUCGUCGGGCGGCGUUCCCACGCGACCCGCAAGAAGUGGCUCAACGGCUUCCAGCUUUUCCACCGGGUGCAACACGCCUCGCUCCCGCCAUACCAGCGAUGACUCCGCCUGGCAGCUGCGGGGCGGUAAGCGGCGGAGCAGCACAACGCAGCGGCUUGUGUGUCAAGGGAGCGCCGCAGUGCUGUGGUCACUUGCUGCCUUGGCCUCCCUCGGUGCCGGGGAGGCGCGCCACGAAGAGGCGGCACCGCAGGAGCUCUACGACCAAACUUCGGACUUUGUCGACUUCGUUGGGGAUCUCGUUAGCGUCUGCGCCGUCGUCGUCCGUCCAUUUCUUACGGAGCAGUUGGAGUUGAUGCGGCAGCUACGGCAGGACACGUUCCACGCGUCUCUGCACUCACAGGCUCUGCGAGGACUUCUUCUCUGCAUUAAUGAGGACGUCGCGCGAUACUGCCAAUGGAAGGCGGUGGUGGAGCAAUUCCUCUCCCGCUGGGACCCUGCGUUUGCUCGCGCGUCGCCUCCACGCACGGCGGCGAAUGGCGCCCCGUUGGUCUCACCGCGAGGGGCGCAAGAGUCAAGAGAGAAGAGGCAGGCGGAGCAGGUUCUUCUGCAGGGCAAUCUGGUCCUGGGAACGGGGCUGGAGAAUAAUACAGAGCCCCGGUGGGAGCCUGUGGUGCCCGCGCUGGCGGCACACCUUGCACUGCCGAUUCCGGACGAUAGUGAGCUGGCAGUGCCGGAAGUUGUUUCGCUCUUCACGGAGGUGAAGCACUUUCGCGAGGGAGAACGGGAGGCGCUGUGGACCCACUGGACGCGUCUGCGCAGAAAUACCAUGACACUAGCUGCUGAGGUUGCCCGCAUGCAGCACCGCCUCAACUUUCUUCUGGAGUCCAAGGUGAUGCUUUCCUCACUCAGCGCUGCCCCCAGGCAAGCCUUCGAGUGUGAGUGGGAGAAACGGAUCUCUCAGCGAUUGCGGGACUUGCAGCAGGCGCUGCGCCGAGCUCAGCAGCGGCAGGGCGAACAGCCACAACGGGGGUCACAGACGUCUCAAGUCCAUCAGUGA
Molecule: messenger RNA, 1866 nt
Organism: Trypanosoma conorhini
Lineage: Eukaryota; Euglenozoa; Kinetoplastea; Trypanosomatida; Trypanosomatidae
Exons: 1
Coding region: 1-1866 (621 amino acids)
Source: RefSeq, a predicted model, not a curated record